Molecule: messenger RNA, 3490 nt
Organism: Vigna unguiculata (cowpea)
Lineage: Eukaryota; Viridiplantae; Streptophyta; Magnoliopsida; Fabales; Fabaceae
Product: Plant regulator RWP-RK family protein
Molecular function (GO): DNA-binding transcription factor activity; protein binding
Source: RefSeq, a predicted model, not a curated record
CAACUUCUUCUCUUUUAUUUUUUCUUUUUUUUCGCUCUUUUUAUAUUACCAUUUUGGGGUUAGCAAUAGCAUGGACUAGGGUGGGGGGACAUUAUAGUAAACAGUUAACAGUGGAGUGUGCAAACUGCAAACAAUAAAAAAUGAAAACGCAAGUUGGGUAUCUUCAAGAAUCUUUACAUGUCCAGUUAUUCAAAUUCUCUUUCUCCUUCUCUCAUUCUCAGCUUUACUUCACCCAGCUUCGUUCUUCUGCUGUUUUCCUUUUUCAACAAGCGUGGCUUUAUCAUUCACAAGAGGUGGAAGGAAUCUUGUUUAUCAUUUGCAGCAAAGUGUAGUGUUGUUGGGAGAGAAUCUUUCUGAGCACUGCCACACUUUUUCUGAGGACAACGUUUGAGGAGUGAAGACAGAUAUUAUAUUAUCCAAUCCAACCCAACCCAGUCCUGGGUUGUUCUCUUUUGACGAGACAAGAAUUUUGAGAUCUGUUUGAGAGGUGAGGCUUGUGUUGUUUUGGGAGGAAGUUGUUUUUUUUUUUGCUGAAGCAGCCACCCAUGAUGAGAGAUGGUGGUGUGACAUCAUCAUCACCUGCUUCCAUGAUGGAAGCUCCACCACCCGAUGGAACAACGACAACAAUAACAACAAUGGAUUUUGAUUACAUGGGUGAGCUUUUCUUAGAUGGGUGCUGGUUGGAAGCCUCUGUUGAUGGAUCUGACUUCUUGCCGCAAAGUCCUUCCUUUUCCAAUCCCCUCUUUGACCCUUCAUUCUCCUGGCCCGCCUUGGAGACCAACCACAAUGAACCCCAGGGUGCUGCUUUUGGGACACAACAAGAAGGCCACAACAACGACAACAUGGUUAAUGUUGUUGUUGGUCAAGAGUUGCAGCCUGAAACUACUGCAAUUGAAGGAGCAUCUGAAGGGGUGAGAAGAUGGAGGUUUGCACCCGCACCAAGUCCUGCACCUGGACCUUCCAUAAUGGAGAAGCUGAUAAGGGCCCUCAUGUGGAUCAAAGACUACAACAGGAACAAAAACAUGCUUACACAGAUAUGGGUGCCGGUUCAUAGAGGUGGUAGACCGAUUCUCGCAGCUAAUGAUAUUCUGUUCUCACUCGAUUCCAGGUCUGUGAACCUUGCAAAGUACCGUGAAAUCUCAGUGAGGUACGAGUUUUCUGCGGAGGAGGGUGAGGUGAAGGAGUUGGUGGCAGCAGAGAAGGGUGGCUCCAAGGAAUUGUUGCCAGGGUUACCAGGUAGAGUGUUCAGAGACAAGGUUCCUGAAUGGACUCCUGAUGUUAGAUUCUUUAGGAGUGACGAGUAUCCGCGAGUUGACCAUGCUCAAGAGUAUGAUGUGCGUGGGUCACUCGCAGUACCAAUCUUUGAGCAAGGGAGCAAGAUGUGCUUGGGGGUUAUUGAGGUUGUCAUGACUACUCAGCAGAUCAACUAUGGUCCUGAACUUGACAGUGUUUGCAAAGCUCUUGAGGCCGUUGAUCUUAGAAGCUCAAAACAAUUAAGUAUUCAUAAUGUGGAGGCAUGCAACAGGUCCUACGAAGCUGUGCUACCUGAGAUUCAACUGGUGUUGAGAUCUGCAUGUGAAAUGCAUAGAUUACCUUUAGCUCAAACUUGGAUCCCAUGUGUUCAACAAGGCAAAGAGGGGUGUCGGCACUCAGAAGAUAAUUAUCUGCUAUGUAUAUCUCCGGUAGAACAUGCUUGCUAUGUUGGUGAUCCCAAAAUCAGGCCUUUUCACGAGUCUUGCACAGAACAUCACUUGUUGAAGGGUGAAGGUGUUGCUGGGGGAGCUUUUAUGACCAAUCAACCAUGUUUCUCAGACGACAUAACAUCCUUAAGCAAGAAAGACUAUCCACUGUCUCAUCAUGCGAGGCUGUUUGGAUUGCGUGCUGCUGUUGCCAUACGCCUUCGAAGCAUCUUCAAUAGCACCGAUGACUUUGUUUUGGAGUUCUUCUUGCCUGUAGAUUGCAAUGACAGUGAAGAGCAGAGGAAGAUGCUGACAUCAUUGUCCAUCAUUAUACAAAGGGUUUGUCGCAGCUUGCGGGUUAUAAGUGAUAAGGAAUUGGAGGAAGCUAACUUGUCAAUUGAUGAAGUGAUUUCCCUUGCAGAUGGUGGAUUUGAUAGCACUGCAAUUUGUGAGGAACUUCAACACAAAGGGACGGUUCUUUCAUUAGAUACUGAAGAAAAAUUAAGUGAAACAACUGGUAGAAACUUCUCUGACCCGAGGCAGCAACAAGAAAGUCCUGUUUUAAAGGGAAACCUUGACUGUGUCAGGGAGUGUUCUACUUCUGUUGAGGGUAACUUAUCAAGUGUGGGAAUUAGUAAAAUGGGAGAGAGAAGACGAGCCAAGGCAGAGAAAACUAUCACUUUGCAAGUUCUUAGACAAUAUUUUGCUGGAAGUUUGAAAGAUGCUGCAAAGAAUAUCGGUGUGUGUACAACAACCUUGAAAAGGAUUUGCCGGCAACACGGGAUAAAGCGUUGGCCCUCACGAAAGAUCAAAAAGGUUGGUCACUCCUUACAGAAACUUCAACUUGUGAUUGACUCGGUUCAAGGUGCCUCUGGGGCAUUUCAAAUCGAUUCUUUCUAUUCAAACUUCCCAGAACUAGCUUCUCCAAACUUAUCAGGAACAACCAUGUUCUCAACUCUGAAUCAAACCGAUAAUCCAAACUCAAUAAGCACGCACCCAGAUCCUGGUUCAUUGAGUCCAGAAGGCACAUCAAAAUCUCCCUCUUCCUCCUGCGGCCAGAGUUCCAUUUCAAGCCAUUCCUGCUCCAGCAUGUCGGAGCUACAGCAGCAGAAUCCCGCAACCAACAUUGCCGGUAACAAAGAUUCCACCAUGGCUGGUGAAGAUUCUGCAGAUGUUGCGUUGAAGAGGAUCAGAAGCGAAGCAGAGCUUAAAAGCCUGAAUCAGGAUAAAGCAAAGGUCUUGCCAAGAUCACUGAGCCAGGAAACACUUGGUGAGCACCCCAAAAACCAGUAUCAACGACCCUUGUUGAAAACAAGUAGCAAGGUGGAUGGUCACAGAGUAAAAGUCACAUACGGUGAUGAAAAAACUCGGUUUCGGAUGCCCAAGAACUGGGGCUAUGAAGAUCUUAUGCAGGAAAUUGGUAGGAGAUUUAGUGUGAGUGACAUGAGAAAAUUUGAUGUGAAAUACUUGGAUGAUGACAGUGAGUGGGUACUACUCACUUGUGAUGCUGACUUGGAGGAGUGCAUUGAUGUUUGUCGAUCUUCUGAGAGUGCCACCAUCAAAUUAAGCCUACAAAUUUCUAGUCAUAGUAUGAGAAGUUCUUUAGAGUUUAGAUAACAGAUUGAUUGUAAAUCAUAAGAUCCUUUUUCAUGUAUGUUAUGUGAAUCAGUCUUAGAAAAUACACAAUUCUUUCUUCUUUUUUUGUGAUUUUUUUUUUAUUACUUUAGCAGAAUGUAAGGAUAAACUUCCUUGUGCUCUAAGCAAUAAGCAGAUUCUGAUAUGUAAUAUUUAAUUCUCAUUGAGUUUUUCCA